AAUGUAGUGAGUCAGUUUAGUACAAGUAGUAGUAAUGUAACGACCAUACAGCAGACUAUAAAAACUAACAUUACUAAUAAAGACUUAUCUCGACUAUGGUCAACUGAAACUGUUAAAGUAUCAUCAAUGCCUGGAAUACAGGUUUCACCUAGUCCAUUAGAAGAAGAAGAGGCAGAAGAAGAAGUCCAAGAAUUAGGUCAUGCAGAAACCUAUUUUGAAUACAUGCCUAGCAAAUUAAAAAUAGGAGAGAAACAUCCUGAUCCAGUAGUAGAGACUAGUUCACUAGCUAGUGUUGAACCUGUGAAUGUAAAAUAUAAAAUAGUUAUACCAGAAUCUACUAUUGAUAUGUGUCAACUAUCAGCUUUACAAUUAGAAGCUAUAACCUAUGCUUCACAACGUCAUGAAACUAUAUUACCUAGUGGUGAAAGAGCUGGCUUUCUUAUUGGUGAUGGAGCUGGUGUAGGAAAAGGAAGAACUAUAGCUGGUACUAUAUUUGAGAACUAUUUACAAGGUAGAAAGAGGGCUAUAUGGUUGAGUGUGUCCAAUGAUUUAAAAGUUGAUGCUGAAAGAGAUUUACGAGAUAUUGGGGCUGGCAAAAUAGAAGUUUAUGCUCUUAACAAAUUAAAGUAUGCCAAGAUAUCAGGUAAAGAAAAUGGUAGUAUCAAGAAAGGAGUUGUAUUUUCUACAUAUUCAUCUUUAAUAGGAGAAAGUCAGUCUGGUGGUAAAUAUAGAACUAGACUCAAACAGUUAUUAAAAUGGUGUGGUAAAGAUUUUGAUGGUUUGAUAGUAUUUGAUGAAUGUCAUAAAGCUAAGAAUCUGUGUCCAGUAGGUUCUAGUAAACCAACCAAAACUGGUAGAACAGUCUUGGAAUUACAGAACCAUCUACCAUUAGCUAGAGUGGUGUAUGCUAGUGCUACUGGAGCAUCAGAACCGAAAAACAUGGCCUACAUGACAAGACUGGGUAUAUGGGGACCUGGAACACCUUUUAAAGAAUUCAAUGAUUUUAUUCAAGCUGUAGAAAAGAGAGGUGUUGGUGCAAUGGAAUUGGUUGCCAUGGAUAUGAAGUUAAGAGGCAUGUAUAUAGCUAGACAAUUGAGUUUUAAAGGUGUCUCAUUUAAAAUAGAAGAGGUCACUAUUGAUAAUAGUUUUCAGAAGAUUUAUAACAAAGCUGUAGACUUGUGGGUUGAUGCCAGAGAAAAAUUCCAGAAAGCAGCAGAUUUAAUAGAUGCGGAACAUAGAUUACGGAAGUCCAUGUGGGGUCAAUUCUGGUCAGCACAUCAAAGAUUUUUUAAAUAUUUAUGUAUAUCAGCUAAAGUCAAUUAUUGUGUACAUAUUGCUAGAGAGGCUGUGAAAAAUGGCAAGUGUGUAGUAAUUGGUUUACAAUCUACUGGAGAAGCUAGAACUCUAGAACAGUUAGAAGAAAGUGGAGGAGAAUUAAAUGAUUUUGUCUCUACAGCCAAGGGUGUAUUUCAAACUCUAGUAGAAAAACAUUUCCCAGCCCCUGAUAGAAGGAAAACAUUUGAUAUGUUUGGUAUUGGUAGUUUAGUCAAGACAACAGAAGAGAAGCUCAAUAAUAAUAAAAGGAAGAAAGAUUUAAAUGGAGGUAGCAAUGCUAAGAGAAAGAAAGGUGAAAAUGGUUGUUCUGACUCCUCCUCAGAUGACUCAUCAGAUAAUAUGGAUUUAGAUCUUGGUGAGUCAUCAUCAGAAGAGUCAGAUGGAGUCAGCGAUAACUUCAAUCCAUUUGCCAAUGGUUCAGAUAGUGAUGAUGGUAAAAAGAAAAUCAAAGCUAAGAAACAUAAAAAGAAAAGUAAGAAAAAGAAGGAUGAGAGUGGAAGCGAUAUGGAUGAUGAAGAUGAAGAUUCAUUAUUUGAUAAAGCUCUAGCUAAAGCUGGUUUAUUGAAUAGAAAUAAUGAUGGUUUUACUCCCACCAAUCUUAAUCUUAGUAAUGGUAAGUCACCAAUCUUAAUCUUAGUAAUUGUAUGGGAAGAAGCUAUGACUAUGAAGAGUGAUUUACUACGUAAGAUGGAAGAAAUAGGAAAUACUUUACCAUCCAAUGCAUUAGAUCAGUUGAUAGAUGAACUUGGUGGUACAGAUUGUGUGGCUGAGAUGACUGGUAGAAAGGGUCGUAUUGUAUCUAAUGAAGAUGGUAGUAUUAAUUAUGAAUCAAGAAGUGAAACAGAUGUACCAUUAGAAAUAUUAAAUUUAACAGAAAAACAACGAUUUAUGGAUGGUGAAAAGGACAUAGCUGUGAUAUCAGAAGCUGCUAGUUCAGGUAUUUCAUUACAAGCUGAUAGAAGGGCAGUCAAUCAGAAAAAACGUGUUCAUAUUACUCUGGAGUUACCAUGGAGUGCUGAUAGAGCUAUACAACAGUUUGGUCGUACACAUAGAUCUAACCAGAUACAUGCCCCAGAAUAUAUCUUCUUAAUAUCAGAAUUAGCUGGAGAAAGAAGGUUUGCUUCUACUGUAGCUAAAAGACUGGAGAGUUUGGGUGCCUUAACACAUGGUGAUAGAAGAGCUACAGAGACUAGAGAUUUAAGUCGUUUUAAUAUUGAUAAUAAGUAUGGUAGAGCAGCUUUAGAUUCUGUUAUGAAAUCUGUAUUAGUUUUAAAUGGUGAAUUACCUCUAGUGCCUCCACCUUCUAAUUAUAGUGGUAACUUCUUCUCAGAUGUUAAAAAAGGAUUAGUAGGUGUAGGUAUGAUGUCUAUAGAUGAAAGAUCAGGUUAUGUUAAUCUUGAAAAAGACUAUAACAAUAUCAGCAAGUUUUUAAAUAGAAUAUUGGGUAUGGAUGUUGAGUUACAGAAUGGUUUAUUUAAAUAUUUUACUGAAACUUUAACAGCUAUUAUAUUAGAAGCCAAGAGAAAUGGUAGAUGGGAUAUGGGAAUUUUAGAUUUGGGAUCUGGUCAAGAAAAAGUAAGAAGGAUAGAAACUCAGUCUUUCCUGGGUAAUGAGGCGUAUAAUACAGCUAAAACUGAACUGACUACUUUUAUAGUAGAAAGAGGUAUGACAUGGUCAGCAGCAAUGGAUUUAUGGAGAAAAUGUUCCAGUACUGACGAAGGAUUUUAUGUAGCUAAUCAGGAUAGAAACAGUAAGAAAACAGCAGUAUUAGCAGUAUGUUGUGGUAAAAAUAAAAAGAAAGAAAAACUCUAUACUAUAUAUCGACCAAAUACUGGUCUACAAUCACGUAGUGAAACAUUAGAAGAAAUUAAACGCAAAUAUAAAAAGGUGUUACCAGAUCAGUGUCAGUUUUGGUGGGAAGAUCAGUAUUAUUUCUCAGCUAAAUCUUGUAUACAUUCUUACUGGAGAGGUAACUGUAAGAAAGUCAGUCUAGGUUUACCAUGUGAAAUAGGAUUAAGAACAAGAACCUAUCAUGUAUUAAGUGGUUCAGUAUUAAGUGUAUGGAGUAAAGUAGAGAGUGUAUUAGCUGCUAUGCCUGGUGGAACUAGUUCUAAAAUGCAGAUCAUCAGAUUACGUACUGAAGAUGGACAGAAGAUUGUUGGUAAUUUAAUUCCAGGUAAUUGUGUCAAACCAUUAAUUAAUAUAUUAUCACAGGGCUCAACUAAAGUUUAUACUUGUAAACAUGCCAUUCCAAUAGAAGAACCUGAUAAACUCAGUAUGCCUGUGUUUGUCUAA
Molecule: messenger RNA, 3630 nt
Organism: Lottia gigantea (owl limpet)
Lineage: Eukaryota; Metazoa; Mollusca; Gastropoda; Lottiidae
Exons: 25
Biological process (GO): regulation of DNA-templated transcription
Cellular component (GO): nucleus
Molecular function (GO): chromatin DNA binding; histone binding
Source: RefSeq, a predicted model, not a curated record